GCUGAUUGCGGUGACAGAUUAAAAUACCAACAAAAUAAACACUGCUUUACUAGUUAGUCAUAGAUUUAAGUUGUGAUACUGAUUAUUGAUAUUAGUCAUCGCACAUCAGAUUUUCCUUAUCAUUUUCAUUGAUGUCCUAUGUAUUUUUGUUAUUAAUGUUAACUGGUUUUAUAUUUUCUAAAGUUACAAUAUUUAAUUACGUACCUUACUUAAGUAAUUUUGUACAUCAUUGUUUUUUUUGUAAAUUAUAGCUAUAAUAACAUUUUUGUCAUUUAUUAUUAUUAUUAUACAUAUAUAUAUAUAUAAACGACAUGAACUUUUUUAAAACAGAACCUACUGUAAAAGAACAACAGAGGCAAAAUGACAGAGAUUUACGCAAAGCUGGACGGGAUUUGGAAAGGGACAAGGCUGCUCUGGAAAGAGAAGAAAAAAAAUUGGAGUUGGAAAUAAAAAAAAUGGCUAAAGAGGGUAACAAUGAAGGCUGUAAAAUAUUAGCGAAACAAUUGGUACAAUUAAGAAAGCAAAAAACUAGGAUAUAUGCAGCAAAUAGUAAGAUAUCCAGUGUUCAAAUUCAAAACAAAGCAAUGGGAGCAAACAUAGCUAUUGCAAAUGCAAUGGGUACCACAGCUAAGACAAUGGGUAAUAUGAAUAAGGUCAUGAAUCCACACCAGAUAGCGAAGGAUAUGGAAGCAUUCAAACAAGCAAAUGCUAAGAUGGAUAUGACAGAUGAAAUGAUUUCAGAUACACUUGAUGAUAUCAUGGCCGAGUCCGGUGAUGAAGAAGAAACUGAGGGUGUUGUUAAUAAGGUGCUUGAUGAGAUUGGAAUUGAAAUUAGUGGAAAGAUGGCCAAUGCUCCUUCAGUCGCUAGAGGAAAAAUUGGUGCUUCAACCACUGAUGAAGAUAAGGAACUAAUGGCGCAAUUAGAGCGCCUAAAAUCAUAGUGCCUUCAAAUAUUUAAUGCCUAACAUUUAAUUAUUACGAAAUCGUACCAUUUAUUGUAUAUUUAUACACUGCCUUGUUAAAAAAAACUAAAACGAAAUGUUUAGUAUUUAACUGUUUUGUCACUUUCUUUUACAUAAAGCAAAAGAAGUAAAGGACAAAACAGUUUAUUUUUUGUAAAGAAAGUUGACACGACAUUUUAUUUUUUAUAUGAGGCGGUUAUUCUAUAAGAUUUGUUGUUAUACGUUGUUAAAAAUCGUGACUUGUUUACUUUUGUGAUAAAUAUACCUACAGUAAGUGUAAGUAAUAAAUCAAAACACAUUUGUAAUGUCAUUCAUAUAAUGAAUUUAAUAUAUAUGUACGAAAUGUAUUGACCGUAUAUCAAUAUUUGUUUAACCGAAAUAAAAAGUAAAAUCCACGGAAGCGAAGAGUAUAUUUUAAUUAAAGUAAAAUAUGUAUAAAUGCGUGAGUAACUCCUAUAUAGCAGUUAUAAAAUAUUUAUCGGAUUGAAUUAGGGUUGUUCACAAAAAUAACGCGUAUGUCGUAAUAUAUUAUACUACAAAAAUGCAGAAUGGAUCUCGAUGUGACUAUAUAUCUUGUAGUAUAUUACGGCUUACUUAGUAAUGUUACGUUUUCAAACAUUCUUUGUAUUAUUUUCGGACCUC
Messenger RNA from Achroia grisella, 1604 nucleotides. It is a transcript of the gene CHMP2B, whose product is annotated as charged multivesicular body protein 2b. Bases 312 to 941 code for a protein of 209 amino acids. Lineage: Eukaryota; Metazoa; Arthropoda; Insecta; Lepidoptera; Pyralidae. The record is from RefSeq and is a predicted model, not a curated record. Gene Ontology annotation, cellular component: multivesicular body; ESCRT III complex. Gene Ontology annotation, biological process: endosome transport via multivesicular body sorting pathway; protein transport; late endosome to vacuole transport. The transcript is spliced from 6 exons.